UUGUUGGGUAUUUUGAUUUUUAGGGGUGUAAUGUGUAAAUGUAAAUGGGUUCUAAGAUGUUACGAAGCUUUGCAAUUUUGCAAAACGAUUGUUUUGUACUGGUGCCGCGGGCCCGCCCGCUACAAAUCGAGAAUGAUCCCAAAGGAACAUAAAAAUCCGCUAGUAGCAUUUAAAUCAAUGAAAUAUGCGAACCGCGAAAGUAACUCUGUCUGCCUCUCUGUAAACUGAAGUUCAUGCGGACGGAGUCACAGCUAGUUUAUUAAUAAAUCUUACCGUUUAGAAUAUGUCACUAUCAACACCUGUAAACAAUUUAGUUUAACAUGCUGGUUGAUUACCGGUUCCAUAUUCUAUUUUCCAAGAAACAUACCUUAAAUCACGGUCACUUACCUAUUUCUUAUCGGGAAUAAAAAACAAUGAAAUCACUUAUCUAUGAAAUCAGUCGACAUGUGACAAAAGUGUCAUGUUUAAAUUGAUGAUAGAUUUUUACGGCUGAAGAUAUUUACAGGAAAUCUUUUAGGUUUAUUUUAUUUGUGUACGGAGUAUUAAAUGUGAUGACGAGUCCAAAUCACCCCUUUGUUGUAUGGGGAUCAUGCUACCUAUGGCUAGCUUCGAUGUUUGCUAUAACGUGGUCGUUACUUCUCUUCAUUUGUGUGGGAGAUAUGUUAUUAUUAACAGGGACAGAUAUAAUCAAUGCAAUCGUCUUACUUUCUGGAAUCAUUAUGCUCCCAACAAACGUGCAUAUUUUGUGUAAUAUUGCCAAUGGAAGAAAAAUUGAUCAUAAGUCCAAAGUAGUCUGCUGUCCUCUGUGGCUGUGUAUCGUCUGGAUAAUAAUAAUAAAUUGUUUGGGAGCAGGACUAUGUAUGCACAAGGUUUACUCUUUAAAACAAACUACCGCUGAAAAGAUGAACAAAACUAUAAAACAUUACCGAAGUGUGCCGAAAUAUAAGCACUUUAUAGAUAAUCUGCAGUGGUCUUUGAAAUGUUGUGGGUUUAAUUCAUACAGAGAUUGGUUUGAACAUGACUGGUAUGACAAAAUACGUGAUUAUGAGUGGGAUCCUCAAGUAAAUAAACAGUCCUCGAAAGGGGGGCGAAGAGACGUUAAGACAGUAUCCGACAGCGUUCCAUUAAGCUGCUGUAAAAGUGGAUCAUGCAUAUCGAACUAUCUUCUAGAGUUGGGAACUCAUUCUAUUAAUACAAAAGGAUGCGGAAAGUUGAUGUAUCGGAUUAUACUAUCGUCUAUGAUAGCACAUCUUAUUAUGUUUCUUUCCGUUGUUAUAGUUGAGGCCUUGAUUUUGAACAUUAUUACCCGUAAAGAAUUACAAAGUGAGGACAAAAAAUCACGAAGCUUUAAUGUAAGACAUAUCAUGUCUGUAAACGAUCAUUUUGGAACCUCCACGCCUUCAAUUCAAAUAAAUCCAGAUGAAAGCGAUGAAUUUGAUAAAGAAAUUCAGUACAGACAUCCGAUAAAUACAUCUUCUAGACAAGUAAUGACUAUGGAACCUGUAAUGAUUGAUGACGAAGAUUCUGAAAGUCCUAAGGAAGCGAAAAAAUGGGAUGAUGAUUAGGCAAGCGUGAUACAUUGAUGUAUUAAGAUAUUUUUUUCAUAAUAUUUAGUUUUAAUAAAGUAGUUGAUUGAUAAGAAAGCA
This is a messenger RNA of Trichoplusia ni (cabbage looper), 1646 nucleotides long. Its product is annotated as photoreceptor outer segment membrane glycoprotein 2-like. The record is from RefSeq and is a predicted model, not a curated record. The transcript is spliced from 7 exons. The coding region runs from base 552 to 1565 and encodes 337 amino acids. Gene Ontology annotation, cellular component: membrane. Lineage: Eukaryota; Metazoa; Arthropoda; Insecta; Lepidoptera; Noctuidae.